CAAACAAGACCUCCGUGAAAAAUUAAUUCAAAUCUCAGUGAAGGGAAGUAAGCAUGGGUGAGGCAAUACCAAAGGAAGUGAAGGAUCUGUGGGACAAAUGGAACAUACGUGGUUUGGUGAUUCUCAGUCUUGCCCUUCAGACAAUCCUGGUUCUUCUCUCACCAAACAGAAAACGAACUCACCGGCGUUUUUUCCGGUUGCUCAUUUGGUCGGCUUACCUUUUAGCCAACUGGGCAGCAGAGUACGCGGUGGGACAGAUCUCAGAUAAUCAAGGAAGCGAACCGCAACCCAAGAACACCGAUCUCUUAGCUUUCUGGGCAACUUUUCUUCUCUUGCACCUCGGUGGUCCUGAUACUAUUACGGCUCUUGCUAUUGAGGACAACGACCUUUGGCUAAGGAGCUUGUUCGGCCUUGUUUGCCAAGCAAUCAUCACUCUCUACGUCUUUUUUCUCUCAAUUCCAAACAGACUUUUGGUACCUACAUCGCUCAUGCUUGUAGCCGGAGUCAUCAAGUAUGUGGAAAGGAUAAAGGCGUUGCGUGGAGCUAGUCUUGAAACCUUCAAGGACUCGAUGCUCGGAGAGCCUGAUCCUGGACCGGAUUACGCAAGGCUCAUGGAGGAGUAUUCAAUUAGGAAGGUGCAUAAAGAGCCAACCCGGAUAAUUAGGUACGAGGAGGCUGAAAAAGGUCAACGGCCCAAGGUUUUCGUGAGGCCAAAUACAGAGCUGACGGAUCUAGAGGCUGUCCAAUACGCGUAUAAGUACUUCAAUAUCUUUAAAGGUCUUGUGGUUGAUCUCAUGCUUAGCUCUCAAUCUGAGGAGUUGAACAACAGCAAAGAAUUUUUCAUCUUAUCAACACCAGAGGAAGCUUUGAGGGUUUUAGAGGUAGAGCUCAGCUUCAUCUAUGGCACCUUUUACACCAAAGUAAACAUUCUGCAUACCUGGAUUGGAAUUUCUUUCCGCCUCAUUGCCCUAGCAUCCCUUGUGUCAUCCCUCUGCAUUUUCGCAACGAUGAAGAAAUCUGAAUAUGACCAGUUUGAUAUCGGCCUAACUUACGUAUUGCUCAUAGGUGGAAUAGCACUUGAUUUGGUUGCUAUAUUCAUCUUAUGUGUCUCUGACUGGACAUUUGCCAGAUUUUGGAAGCCAAAGGAGGAUGAGGAAGAUACGGGCACCUCAUCUUCAGUUUCAGGAUUUUUCAAUUGGAUCCUCAGUUUCAGGAAGCUGAAGUGGAAGCCUUACGAUUGUUCUCACAAAGUAAAAGGCAAUUGUCAGGUUUCUGAUAGAAAAUUUAUAUUCCGCAGAUGGUCAGAAUACAUAUACUCAUACAACCUGAUUGGGUACUCUCUGGGACUGAAGUCUACGAGAAUCCACAAUACCAACGGAUACAUUCACCGUUUCUUUGACGCUUUCAUUCACUCUUUGUGUAUUGAUCGUGCCAUCAAUUGUUUCUUCAGAGGAAUCGGGUUCUGUUUCAGGAACAUGAUAUAUGGGACUCAUCGCGUUCGCAACAGGUUGAGCAAACUCAUCUCUCGAUCAUCAACGAACAACCGGAACCUGUAUUAUGCACUUUACCCACUGAAGCUGUUUCUGAGUUUCUGGUUUGGAAUCCCAAUUAUCUACUAUGCCUUGGAAUUUUUUGGUAUCUCAGAUCAGCUCAACGGGAUGAUUUAUACAUCAAGUGAUCGCAUCACAAAAGAUAUGUGGGAGUUCAUAUUUGAAGAGGUUAAGCGUAGAUCUCAAGAUGCUGAUAGGGCAGAGAGCGCCAAUGACAUAUAUUCGACAAGGGGUGAGUGGGUUCUGCGCGAUACAUCAAUAGGAAAAGCUACAAAUGGGACACUCCGCAGAAAACUGCUAAGCUACGUAACUCAAGCAGACUAUGAUCAGAGCAUUAUUAUGUGGCAUAUUGCUACAGAGCUCUUAUACCAAACAGAGGAAGCCCCUCAGAAGAAUCAAUGUUACCGCGAGUUCAGCAAAAUCCUUUCAGACUACAUGAUGUACCUCUUAUUCGUUCAGCCUACUCUGAUGUCGACAGUUGCAGGAAUCGAUAAGAAAAGAUUUAUGGAAGCUAUAGCAGAAGUUAAGAACUCUAGAGAAGCUAAAAAGUACUUGGAGAAGAAGUACCGUGUGGAUUCAGACCAAGAGCUGCUCUGCAAAGAGAUUUUAUCUUCUGUCGAGGAAUUUAGCGAAAAAAAAGGCAAGAGGUAUCAACGCAAGAAUGUGCUAGCUGAUGCAAGUAAACUAGCAAAUGCGCUUAACCAGCUAAGUAAGGAAGACGAAGAAGUGAAGUGGGAGAUAGUAAGCAAAGUCUGGGUGGAGAUGCUUUGCUAUGGAGCAACUUAUUGUGACCCGAAACAACAUGUAGCGCAACUGAGCAAUGGAGGGGAAUUCAUCAGCUUUGUUUGGCUAUUGAUGGCUCAUUUUGGCCUUGGAGACCAAUUCCAGACCACAGAGGAGAAUGCUAGAGGCAGAAUAAUUGUGUCCAGAUGAUCAAUAUAUUUAUAUAUGCUCAAAGUUUAAGUAAUAAACUUCAAUGUUCCUUGUGUUGUUCCUUACUUUUCCCCUGUUACACAA
This is a messenger RNA of Arabidopsis lyrata subsp. lyrata, 2567 nucleotides long. RefSeq lists its product as uncharacterized. The coding region runs from base 54 to 2483 and encodes 809 amino acids. The transcript has a single exon. The record is from RefSeq and is a predicted model, not a curated record. NCBI's taxonomy places the organism in Eukaryota, Viridiplantae, Streptophyta, Magnoliopsida, Brassicales, Brassicaceae.